This is a messenger RNA of Exserohilum turcica Et28A, 468 nucleotides long. RefSeq lists its product as uncharacterized. The record is from RefSeq and is a predicted model, not a curated record. NCBI's taxonomy places the organism in Eukaryota, Fungi, Ascomycota, Dothideomycetes, Pleosporales, Pleosporaceae. The transcript has a single exon. The annotation marks the transcript as partial. Gene Ontology annotation, biological process: DNA transposition; DNA integration. Gene Ontology annotation, molecular function: DNA binding.
AUGUCUCCUAAUACUGAUCCUUACACCCGCACCUUAAUUGUGGCGUUAAAGUCACCUUCUGUUGGCAAGUCUACAUCACAGAUCUCUGAACUUACUGAUGUUCAUCCUCGUACGGUCAAUCGUAUCUAUAGUAGAGCUAUUGAGGCUGGUUUCGAGCCAAACGUUCUCCCUCUUAAGAUCCUCCCAGAGCACGUACAAGACGCCCCUCGCUCUGGCCGACCUUCAAAGCAGACGGAUAAGGUAAAGGAGCAGAUAAUCCAACAAGUACGACGUGAUAGAUACGGACGAGAGAAGAGCUGCGCUGACGUUGCUGGUGCUCUCAGUCUUCAAGGAGUCAAUAUAUCACGCACUACAGUCUGGAGAGUAUUAAGAGAAGCAGGAUACAGAAAGACCAAGCCGACGAGGAAGCCUGGACUGACACAGGAGAUGAGGAGUGCUCGUCUUAAGUGGGCGCUUGAUCAUAAGGAC